GUCCCUUUUGUGUGGAUCUGGCACCCGACGAAGGUGCUGAUCAACGGCGAGGAGUGGGUGUGCGAGCAGAAGCUCGUCGACUGGACCGGUAACAUUGAGGCGGCGUGGGCCGAGAUUGAGAAGGGCGACGAGGGCCGGUACUCGACGUUUGAGGGUGCGGUGAGGGUGUACAAGGUGAUUGAUGCGGUCCGGAGGAGUGCGCGGGAGGAUGUGCGGGUGAACAUCAACUAGAGCAAUCGUGUGG
Molecule: messenger RNA, 244 nt
Organism: Phanerochaete carnosa HHB-10118-sp
Lineage: Eukaryota; Fungi; Basidiomycota; Agaricomycetes; Polyporales; Phanerochaetaceae
Exons: 1
Source: RefSeq, a predicted model, not a curated record